Glycine soja is the source of this 1190-nucleotide messenger RNA. Its product is annotated as EEF1A lysine methyltransferase 1-like. The coding region runs from base 92 to 799 and encodes 235 amino acids. The transcript is spliced from 5 exons. Lineage: Eukaryota; Viridiplantae; Streptophyta; Magnoliopsida; Fabales; Fabaceae. The record is from RefSeq and is a predicted model, not a curated record. Gene Ontology annotation, molecular function: protein-lysine N-methyltransferase activity.
AAUCAGUGUCCAAGCAACACCCAUUCUAUCAGUGUGUUUUCUUUUCCCUACCAACUUCUUCUACUCUUCCCCACACGAUACUACUACACAAAUGGAGAACCAAUUCGAACUGAACCCUAACUCGCUGACCGAACUCAGUGAGUCCUCGGCGCCGUCCGACGACGACGAACCGGCUCUGAGCUCCCACACCCUCGCCGCCCUCAAAGAAUUCCUCGCCGAGCAGCAACGCGGCUCCGACGCCGGCGGAGAGUCCGAGGUUUCUCUGGUGUCUGAGGAUUGGAGGCUGAGCCAGUUCUGGUACAGCCCCGAAACCGCCACAACCGUCGCCGAAGAAGUUCUCGCUCUCUGCGGCGGCGGCAUCCGCGCUCGCGUCGCCUGCAUCGCUUGCCCUACCCUCUAUGCUUAUCUCAAGAAAAUGGAUCCUAAUGUGCCUGCGCAACUUCUGGAGUAUGACAAACGUUUUGGGCAAUAUGGAAGUGAGUACACAUUUUAUGACUACAAUCACCCUGAGGAUAUUCCAUCAGAAUUGAAGCAUUCCUGCAAAGUUGUAGUUGCUGAUCCUCCUUACUUGAGCAAAGAGUGCUUGGAGAAAGUGGCUGAAACAAUUCAUCUGCUCGUACAACCUGGAGAGUCAUUUUUGCUUCUACUCACAGGUGAAGUGCAGAAAGAAAGAGCAGCAGAGAUCUUGGGCUUGCAUCCUUGUGGUUUUAGGCCCCAGCACUCCAGCAAACUUGGAAAUGAGUUUCGGCUGUUCUCAAACUAUGACCCUGGAACGAGACUAGGAGGGUGGGAAAAAUAGGUGUAUGAAGCUGCAGUUGCGGAUUUGAUUGAUGUUGGAGUGAUUGGAUGCGAUCAUGUCUGCCACUAAGAGGACGUUGAAGUAAACAUUUCUGUGGAAUUAAUAUUAGCCUCUAGGCAACAGCCAACAAGUGUGAUUUUGACAUUGGUGGUUGGAGAUAUUGUCUAGUUGUAUCAAUUUCUAGUAAUAGGCACAGUUUUGGGUAGUAUUUGAUUAUUACGAGGAAAUGAGUUUCAAAUAGACCGAUUAAAUUUGUCUUUUCUGAUAUUUGAAAGUUGAGGUAAAUCCUUGACCCCACCAAUUUAAGAUUAUUAUGAAUGAUAGUAUGUACUACUAAGGGCAAUUUCAAUGUAGAAUCUAAUCGUGUGGUUCAGCAAUGAUUUUUCUUCAA